AUGGUGGAACUUGUUCGAGCACAGUCCGCUGUUGUAUUGAGACCGUCCUAUUCUACUACGAUUUAUCGAACGCGAUCAGUUCCAGAUUUAAGCCUGUAUAGCCGUUAUACUCCGAAAUGGCCAUAUCGUUACUACAGAGACUGGGAUUUGUAUGAUGAUUAUUGGUACGAUCGCUACUACUACUACAGUCCACUAUAUCGCAGUACAUUCUUUCCUCGUCGCUACUACUAUAAUAACUACGCUUUGAAUCCAUAUAGUUAUUGGAACUAUCCAUACAGCUACUGGGCUCGGUACAGAGGAUACUUAUAUGGUUAUCCAUCGUACUACAGUAGAUACUAUUAUUAUUAUGACGAUUAUCCAUCCUAUCGUUAUACAUAUACCUAUCCUUAUCGUUACGGAUAUUACUCGCCGUUUGAUCGCUACUGGCUUUCGUCUACUUAUUGGGAUCGACGUUUUAGGGUGAGUAUUAUCGUAUAUAUAUAUUAUUACUAA
Molecule: messenger RNA, 492 nt
Organism: Cercopithifilaria johnstoni
Lineage: Eukaryota; Metazoa; Nematoda; Chromadorea; Rhabditida; Onchocercidae
Source: the annotation of a GenBank genome assembly